Molecule: messenger RNA, 1541 nt
Organism: Arabidopsis lyrata subsp. lyrata
Lineage: Eukaryota; Viridiplantae; Streptophyta; Magnoliopsida; Brassicales; Brassicaceae
Product: endonuclease 5
Exons: 10
Biological process (GO): DNA catabolic process
Molecular function (GO): endonuclease activity; nucleic acid binding
Source: RefSeq, a predicted model, not a curated record
UUGCUUUGUCUAAUUUUAUCAAAAUCAGCGAUUUUGGCUUAGAUUUUGUAAGGCAUUCAGAGACCCAAUUUCGAUUCCGCGAAUUAUUUGGAGCUCUUCUACCAAACGGUAUGUGGAAUUUACAGGCGAUUUCUAAACAUGGGAAGUGGUAUCAGACUGUUAAAUCUCGUUCUUUAAAGCUUCCCUUUCCAUGGGGCUUUUAUCUGGACUUAAAGCUUGAUAAAGGAAGGAUCUUUGGAAUGUUAUCUCUCUCAAUCUUAGCAAGUGACUGGUACAACUGUCAGCUUAUUGAUUUCGAUUAAACAAAUCAAACGUGGGUCUGUGUGUGGCAAUAAACAAUGGUGUUAAUGGAGAGAGUAGAAAUACAAAAUCAAAGAAGCUAGGCAAAGAUCGAAGCUUUCUUUGAGAAUGAGAUUGUCCUUGAGAUUGUUGGUUGCCACUGUACUCGUGCUUACACAGCUUCUCCAUGGAGCUCUCUCUUGGGGGAAGGAUGGUCACUACACUGUCUGCAAAAUAGCCCAGGGAUACUUUGAGGAUGAUACUAUUGCUGCAGUGAAGAAACUUCUGCCUGAAUCUGCUGAUGGUGAUCUAGGUGAUUUUUGCUCAUGGCCUGAUGAAAUUAAAAAACUCUCGCAAUGGCAAUGGACUAGCGCUUUGCACUAUGUUAACACUCCUGAAGACAGAUGCAACUACGAAUAUUGUCGGGACUGCCAUGACACUCAUAAGCAUAAAGGCUGGUGCGUGACAGGAGCAAUCUUCAAUUACACAAACCAAUUAAAGUCUGCUUCUGAAAACUCACAGAAUUUAGUCCACUAAAACUUGACAGAGGCUCUCUUGUUCUUGUCACAUUAUAUGGGAGAUGUUCAUCAGCCCUUGCAUACUGGUUUUCUUGGAGAUCUAGGUGGUAACACAAUAAUAGUCAGCUGGUACCAUAACGAAACAAAUUUGCACCAUGUCUGGGAUAACAUGAUAAUUGACUCUGCUCUAGAAACAUACUACAAUUCAAGCCUUCCACGCAUGAUUCAAGCCCUUCAAGCCAAACUCAAGAACGGCUGGUCAAAUGAUGUUCCGUUGUGGAAGUCAUGUCACUUUCACCAAAAGGCCUGUCCAAAUCGGUAUGCUUCUGAAAGCAUUGAUCUCGCCUGCAAGUAUGCUUACAGGAACACUACUCCAGGGACUACUUUAGGAGAUGAGUAUUUCCUUUCUCGGUUACCCGUUGUAGAGAAGAGACUUGCACAAGGUGGGAUUCGCUUGGCAGCGACUCUUAACCGUAUCUUUUCUGCAAAACCGAAGCUCGCUGGAUUAUGAAAGUAAGAAAAAGAUCUUAGAGAAUCCACUUGGAUCAUCCAAGAACAACUCUUUUAAGUGUUUUUUAAACACUGUGAAUGGUUGAGUGAACCUCCAAAAGACUCUCUCAUUCUUCUUUUCCAUAUAUCUCAGCAUUAAACAUUUACCAAACAAUAACAAAGCACACUAGCUAAUGGAUAUAACAAUAUAUCUCUUACGUAAAAAUUAAAGAAAUAGAGUCAACGAUUGGUCAA